AUGCAGAGAGGAGAGCUGAAGCUCACAAACCCUCAGCAGAGCCACAGGCCCAAAACCCCCAACAGAGCCACAGGCCCAAAACCCCCAACAGAGCCACAGGCCCAAAACCCCAACAGAGUCACACCCCAAAACCCCCAACAGAGCCACAGGCCCAAAACCCCCAACAGAGCCACAGGCCCAAAACCCCCAACAGAGCCACAGGCCCAAAACCCCAAACAGAGCCACAGGCCCAAAACCCCAACAGAGUCACACCCCAAAACCCCCACAGAGCCACAGGCCCAAAACCCCAACAGAGCCACAGGCCCCAAAACCCCCAACAGAGCCACAGGCCCAAAACCCCCAACAGAGCCACAGGCCCCAAAACCCCCAACAGAGCCACAGGCCCCAAAACCCCCAACAGAGCCACAGGCCCCAAAACCCCCAACAGAGCCACAGGCCCCAAAACCCCCAACAGAGCCACAGGCCCCAAAAACCCCCAACAGAGCCACAGGCCCCAAAACCCCCAGCUUCCAGAGGAGCUAUUUAACACUAAAGCAGAGUACUGUGGAUGAACAGAGUAGUGUCUCAUUUUAG
Messenger RNA from Oncorhynchus nerka (sockeye salmon), 573 nucleotides. RefSeq names its product sporozoite surface protein 2-like. The record is from RefSeq and is a predicted model, not a curated record. Lineage: Eukaryota; Metazoa; Chordata; Actinopteri; Salmoniformes; Salmonidae. The transcript has a single exon. The coding region runs from base 1 to 573 and encodes 190 amino acids.